GAUAGGUAUAAAUACGAGACAGAACCUAAUGUUCAAUUCACUCUCUCUUUCCCUCGUUUGAAACGAGACUAGCGGUUAAAACUUUUGUGGCGAUCCUAAUUCGCCAUAAUCGAACAACAUGUCCUUCAAUACCGAUCCUUCAAAUCCUUCAAUAUCGAAAGAAAGAGAUUGGAAGAAUAUUCUUCAACAAACUCAAUUGGAAGAGAACUCUGAUGAUCUCAGGAUUCAGGUCAAAUACAUGUUCUUCGAUGGUGAUCAUUUGAAUCAUAAAUGCGUUGAUUUGGGAGGUUGUAGUUGCAAGGAAAUUGAUAGGAAGAAUCUUCUUGAACAAACACAAUUGGAACGGAAUAAACGCUUGUGGUUGCGUGAGCAGAACUCUGCUGCACUUCAGAUUCAGAAAUGCUUCAGAGCGAAAAAAGUUGUCAAAACGGAACAGUCUAAGUUGCGACAGAAAUUCCUUAAUAUCUAUGGAAAAAACUGCCUUAAUGUUGACAGGAAAGCUUUUGGUCCAGAUUCUGAUUUCCUCCGCCAGUUCCUAUAUUUCUUUAAUGCAGAAAACCAUGAUGAUUUUUUAGUUCUUGUGCAAAUUUGCCGAUUACUUCUACAGUUUGUUCAAGAGAGUGGGGAUGCUGUGAAACUUUUUGCUGGUGAGAGUUACUCGUCUGUAUGUGCUUUCGUGAACUACCGAGUGAAGAAACUUGCAUAUAAUUGUAUUCGUGUAGUACAUCAUAAUAGAAAUCAGUUGAAGGAUCAACAACUUUUAUUGACUCCGAAGGAGUCUAAUGCAUCAGCUUUUCCUCUAUUGGAGAUUAUAGUACUGUUGAUAGAUCUCAAACUGCCAUGGAGCUGUAAGAUAGUAGGAUAUUUCUCUCAAAACAAUGGAUUCGUUCUACUUAGACAGAUUAUUCUUACAGGAAAGGAUAAUGCAGAAAAAUGUAUAGGAUCAUCUUUGGAACGUGUGCUUACAGGUGUAAUGUGUCACAUUGGUCAGAAACCAUGUAUUUGCUCAGACAUUGAUCCAAGUAUUAGCUACUCAUCGCAGAUCCUUACAAUUCCACUCUUAUGGCAUUGUUUUCCCAACUUAAGACAGGUUUUUGCAAGACAAGGCAUGAUCCAACAUCACAUUCAUCAAAUGGCAACAUUUGUGCCAAAUCUGAUCAGUUUUCUACCUAAGGAUGUAUCAGAUGAAUUUCCUACCUAUGCCUGUCUUCUUGGAAAUAUAUUAGAAAUUGGUGGAAUUGCUUUGUCUCAACCUGACUGUUCAUUCGAUAUGGCCAUAGACCUUGCAGCUGUUACUACAGUUUUACUGGAGGCACACCCCUCUUUGACAAGAUCUCAUAGUAGAGAAAAUUCUAUGAUUGCUGAGGAUGAUAUGACUGGCGACGAUGAAGUCAUGGAAGUAGCUCUGGAUAGGAAAUUGGAUCAACAAAUUUGUAAUUCUAUUGAUACUCGCUUCCUUCUGCAACUGACAAAUAUAUUAUUCAGAGAUAUUUCAGCUGCCAAUGGGCCAGAUGAUAUGGAGGUUGCAGCCGUUGGUGCAGUUUGUGGGUUGUUAUAUGUUAUCUUGAACACAUUGCCACUUGAAAGUAUUAUGACUGUGCUUGCCUACAGAACUGACCUUGUUCCUAUGCUUUGGAAAUUUAUGAAACGGUGCCAAGCGAAUAAAAAAUGGUCAUCUUUGUCUAAGCAGUUAUCAUACCUCUCAGGGGAUGCCCCUGGUUGGCUAUUACCUCUUGGUGUAUUCUGUCCUGUCUACAAGCAUAUGCUUAUGAUGGUUGGUAAUGAGAAAUUUUAUGAGCAGGAGAAACCCCUAUCACUGAAGGAUAUGAGCAGCCUCAUCAUUCUAUUGAAGCAGGCUCUGUGGCAGCUACUGCAGGUAAAUCAUACCUCAUCUGCUAAUUCAGUUAGAUCUAUUCCAGUUAGGACAAGCAGUAAAAAGCUGUCUAUUGAAGCCAUUCAACAGAGGGUUAGCAUAGUCAUCUCUGAACUCCUGUCCCAGCUCCACGAUUGGAACAACAGACGACAGUUUACAUCCCCCAGUGAUUUCCAUGCUGACGGGGUUAAUGGAUUUUUCAUAUCUCAGGCUUCUAUAGCAAAUACACGAGCAAAUAAAAUUGUAAAGAAGGCCCCUUUCCUGAUACCACUUGCAAAGCCUCAACAAGCUGCAGUUAGACAAACACAUGGAUUUCACUCUGUAGCUGCAGUUAGGCAAAGACAUGCUCAGUCUUCCAUUUUUAGAAAGCAGUUCAGAAUAAGGCGUGAUCAUAUUUCGGAAGAUGCUUAUAAUUCAAAGUCUCAACCAGCUGCAGCUAGGCAAAGACAUGGAUCUCAGACUGUAUUUGCUGGAAAUUGGUUCAUGGCAAGGUAUGAUCAUACUUUGGAAGAUUCUGUUGAACAGUACAUUGUAAGGCAAGUACAUGAAGGAUCAGAAAGGAUUGACACUCCCGUGAUGGUUCAGCAUCGUGAGGAGAACUCUCCAAUCUUGGAACCUAUGUCUCAGCAUACCUCCCCACCACCGCCACCGAUGCAUGUCAUGAAUGUUGAGAAUGAUGACCCACAACAUGAAACUUCUGGUGAAAACCAAAACCAGUCAAACAUUCUUGAUGAACCGAUUGUUGAAACAUAUGAUGAUGCCUGAAAUGGACAAAAAUCAUAACAAGGCCACAUCAUCACAAGAGGAAUUUGUUCCAUAAACUCAAAUAGCCAAGGAGACAGCUGUGGUUAAUCCUCCUCAAGGGUGAUUAAACAUCAACAUUUUCCCUUAGGGAUGUUUCUUUUCCUUAAUUUUGCUUUUCUUUUGUGCUCGAGUUUGGCCUUUUUUGUGGGUUUUGGUUCGGUCCCCCCUCUUGUACAUAUUUUCUUCUUUUUUUUAAUAAUAUAUGUUUGAGUGGGUAGCAGAGUUGGGAUGUCCAGGUUUUACAUUGAUGUUUAAUCAUACUCUUGUUCAUAAAAAAAGAUAGAUAGAUAGGUUGAUCGAUUAUGAGGUUUUGAAA
This is a messenger RNA of Medicago truncatula (barrel medic), 2993 nucleotides long. Its product is annotated as E3 ubiquitin-protein ligase UPL6. Bases 119 to 2638 code for a protein of 839 amino acids. Gene Ontology annotation, biological process: protein polyubiquitination; ubiquitin-dependent protein catabolic process. The transcript is spliced from 17 exons. The record is from RefSeq and is a predicted model, not a curated record. Lineage: Eukaryota; Viridiplantae; Streptophyta; Magnoliopsida; Fabales; Fabaceae. Gene Ontology annotation, molecular function: ubiquitin protein ligase activity.